AUGCCGUCUAAAAACGAUGUGGAACAAUUUGUGGAGCAAUUGAUAGCAUAUGGUUUCGAGCAAACAGCGCCAGCAUCGGAAAUUGAACAAGGAAAGAAAAAUUAUAACAAACUAUCCUCGGAAAAACAACAGGAAGCAUAUGACGGUUUAAAACCUCACUGCGAUAAAUAUUUCAAAACGGACAACUACAAAAAUGGCAAAAAGGACAGCUAUGGUUAUGGAAUAUGUUGUGAUAUUUUAGGAAUGUGCGGCAUGUCGGGCUGGCUCAUCUUCCUGAUCAUUCUGAUCGUUCUUCUGUGUCUUGCCGGUGCAGCUGCUGCCUUCUGGUUCUUCUACUACAAAAGAAAGAUGGGCGGUCGUGAUGAAGAGAAGGAGAUCGAGUCGACUGCCAACACUGCCAAUACUCAACAUGAUAUCUCCGUGGAGACUUAUUGA
Molecule: messenger RNA, 435 nt
Organism: Caenorhabditis remanei
Lineage: Eukaryota; Metazoa; Nematoda; Chromadorea; Rhabditida; Rhabditidae
Exons: 3
Coding region: 1-435 (144 amino acids)
Source: RefSeq, a predicted model, not a curated record